GCGUAGCAGAUCACACGCGCGGGCACGGUCGUCUAAUAAAUUACAAUAUUCUUUCAUUUGAUGUUUAUUUUAUACUAAUUUGUGAAAAAGUCGGUAGAGUACCUUCCAUUACUACAACUAAAGUAAUGGCGUCGUGCCGUGCAGCGGCUUGCGUUGCUGCGUUGGCAGCGGUCUGCUGUGCCCUCCCUCAUACGGUCUACGCUCUGGACCUCAACCGGCUCUAUGGUCACCAUACCAAAAGAUCUGAAUACUGUCACCCAUACGAGCCCUUCAAGUGUCCUGUGGACGGUAACUGUAUCUCGAUACAGUAUCUCUGCGAUGGAGCCCCUGAUUGCAUCGAUGGGUAUGACGAAGACUCCAAAUUGUGUACUGCAGCAAAACGACCACCUGUAGAAGAGACCGCAUCAUUCCUACAAUCGCUAUUGGCAUCCCACGGACCUAAUUAUUUGGAGAAACUGUUUGGCAGCAAGGCAAGAGAUGCAUUGGAGCCGCUAGGUGGUGUUGAAAAGGUCGCCAUUGCUCUCUCAGAAUCCCAGACAAUCGAGGACUUUGGGGCAGCGCUUCACCUAAUGCGGUCAGACCUGGAACACCUCCGCUCCGUAUUUAUGGCAGUUGAGAACGGGGACCUCGGCAUGCUCAAAUCUCUCGGCAUCAAGGACUCCGAGCUGGGCGAUGUCAAAUUCUUCCUGGAGAAACUAGUUAACACCGGUUUUCUCGACUGAAUAGCACCGGAGUCUGCCUCUGAAUACUACCACGUCGUCCAAUUUGCCCCCCUAAACCCCUCCUUCUACAGCUACCUUCCUUAUGAUUCCGUGAAGUACAGAAGAAAGUAAAGCUUCUAUCAUUUCCAUAAUCCUGUGCGAAUGUUGAUUAUAUGUGUCCGUGUUAAAUUCAUAUAGAAAUGUCGGAAGAACUGUUAGUGAUCAGAAGCGACUUCUGCAACCGGCCACGUAGACUCGGUCUGAUUCUAACAGUGUUUUCCCGCGCAUUGCUUCGUAGAAUGAGAUAAACAAGAAUAUUGAUUUUCUAAUUGCCUUAGACUAGGUAUAUUUUUGUAUAGAUAAUUGCAUCGUUAAUUAAAGAAACGUUUCAACGUUUUCUCAAGUAUUAAGUAUUUAAUUAGACAAUAGGUUAUGUCGGGGACUUCUCGCGUCAUCGUUAUUCAAUAUGCGUGUUGCAACAAUAUUUCAAGAGAGUCGGAAAGACUUAGAGCAUCGCGGCUCCUGCAAAUAUGGUUUGGUAGAUAAAUCUACUGCAUACUUGACUGACGAGCCUGGCUAUAACCUAUUGGUUGUCAUAUGGGUGUGAUUGUAUAGAAUGUCGCCCCUUUGGUGAUAUCUUCUCCCUAUAUUGUCUAUGAGUCAGAGGCGACUCCGUAGCAAACGAACGUCCAUUCUAAGCGAGAUAUAAAGCUAAAAGUCGGUUAAUUUCGUUCGUGUGAAAUUCCUUAGAUUAUAAAUUAUUAAGAAUCGUUGAAAGAAUGUAUGCGCUUUAUAUCUGGCUUUUUGAAAAAUCCAGAAUAGGACCAUGGAUUACAUAUCAUUGUAAACUUAGACGUAGGAUAAAUUACAUAUCAUAGAUUAUAAUCAGUAGUGAAUAAAGUAUAUUUAUUUUAAUAUGAUGGGUAUUGUAGUGUUUAUGAAACAUUUUAUAGAUCCCUUUUAGUAGGUGUUUUGUCAUUGAAUUAUAGUUAUUUGAAGCAUAUAACGGUGCUGCACAUCCCAAACAUAUCAGAAUUAUGUGAUUGAUAAAUGUUAGAUUA
Molecule: messenger RNA, 1762 nt
Organism: Achroia grisella
Lineage: Eukaryota; Metazoa; Arthropoda; Insecta; Lepidoptera; Pyralidae
Product: IDLSRF-like peptide
Exons: 5
Coding region: 126-722 (198 amino acids)
Molecular function (GO): protein binding
Source: RefSeq, a predicted model, not a curated record